AAUAGAACGUUUUUAGAAGUGCAACUAUGAUCGAGUCUAUUUGUAGAAUUCUAUCACCUCUGUGUUUCCGGAGGACAAUGUUGUUUUUAUCAAUAUUGGCCACUAUAUUGUACUUAACCUUCUUUUUAUUCUUCUAUUUUUGCAGAGACAACGUCAGGAUUUUUGGCAGCUAUUAUUAAAUUUCAGUGUUUUUCGAUGUAAAAAAAAACUUAGCAUUUGCUUAUUUUUUAAAUUUAUAUUUUAAAUUAAUAGUUUUAUUUGCUCGAAAACAGGGCUAAAAAUGAUUUGUUCAUCGAUAAUGUUGACAAGUGUUUCCAAAUCUUUGAUAUCCAAACAAAUACGGAAAUGCCACAGUGUGUUCGGUUACAAAGAUAUUUUGUUUCAAGAAAAGGGCAAUUAAAGAAAAAUGUUGCUACAUCAUCCAUCAUUUUAUUGUCAGCAAUCGGAGAGAUUCUCAAUAAUGCCUGUGACGAGCAACCAGCACGAGCUGGCGGUGGAGCUGAUGAAGCAAUAUUGUCUCCGGGAGCACGUGAUCGUGAAGGCCAGAAAGAUGGACCUGACCGCUGACAAGGCCCUGGACGAGUAUCUCAUCGGCAUAUUGAAACAAGGCAACACGUUACUAGCGAAAACCGAAGACGAUAAAACAGCGGGUAUAUGCGUGGGGUUCGCGAGCGCUCCCGUGGACUCCAGGAAUCUGCGGACCUAUGCUUUCUAUCGACAGGAUCCUAAUACAAAAGACUUCCUCAACUUCACGGCUAAGAUGCAGGAGACCCCCAAUCUGUGGGAAGUGUUCAAGCAACAGAAAAUAUUUGAGAUAAAGAUGUUGGCGGUACUGCCAGAUUUCCGGCGGCAGGGGUUGGCGGUGACCAUGGUGGAGAAGGCCCGGGAGACAGCCUUUGAUCAGGGCUUCAAGGUCAUCCGGAUGGAUUGCUUGAAUUCCUACGACUACAAAAUCGCCGAGCGCAACAUGAUGCAGUGUAUCGUGAAGUUUCCUCUCCACAAGCUGCGAGGCCCGCACGCUCCGUUCGUCAAGCGAAGCUCCAAGUACAACUGUCUCGUCAGGGUUUACGUGGACGCCAAGACCGAUGACAGACCGGACAGGAUCGCGAGGAAGCAACGGCAGGUCGAAUUGGAGAGCCUCAUCGAGUGAUAUUGGGAGAAAUGAGUAGAAAGGGGUUGCUAACCACAAAUGUUCAACAAUAAUUCAUGUAGACAGCAGUUGGCCCAUGGCGCCUGGCUCGUUGUGUCCAGAGAUUAUGUCUCCUCCUAAUAGAGAUCGCCAAUUCAAGAUCACUUGGAUGAAAUCAUUGUGCCUGCCUCUGUGGCGACCCCUUAAGGUGUAAAGAAGCAAGCUACGUGUCGUGGUGAUUCGACUUAUUUCUAUGAAACCAACGUUGGCGACGUAAAGCUCGGAAGCCAAUCCUACUUCAUAGAAAUACAUCACGCUUCGAACUUGCAUCAAUACUAAAAACAUAUCCAACAAUGAAAUCUCUCCUGAAACCAUUAUAUUAAUAUUUGAAAAAUCCAAAAGUGCGAAAAUGUGAGAAGUGUAGAAUAGGUUUCAUUCACACUUAUUAUGUUUGAAGUGUUGUUGAGAAAUAUGCGGUUAGAAUUUGAAUGUUUGUGAUUUAGGUGUUCUUGUUGUGCAAUGUAUGUUACAUAGUUGUUAUUACUGAAAUAUAAAUAAAUCGUUAUUGACGAAAAAGUUUAAUCUUC
Messenger RNA from Plodia interpunctella (Indianmeal moth), 1716 nucleotides. RefSeq lists its product as uncharacterized. The coding region runs from base 407 to 1150 and encodes 247 amino acids. The record is from RefSeq and is a predicted model, not a curated record. Gene Ontology annotation, molecular function: N-acetyltransferase activity. The transcript is spliced from 6 exons. Lineage: Eukaryota; Metazoa; Arthropoda; Insecta; Lepidoptera; Pyralidae.